Molecule: messenger RNA, 3228 nt
Organism: Phytophthora nicotianae INRA-310
Lineage: Eukaryota; Oomycota; Peronosporomycetes; Peronosporales; Peronosporaceae
Exons: 1
Coding region: 215-2089 (624 amino acids)
Molecular function (GO): protein binding
Source: RefSeq, a predicted model, not a curated record
ACAGAUUGCAGUCAGCACUACUAGCAGUAGUGCAAGAAACUGUAGUAGUAGUCUACUGCAGCUUCUUGCACGGCAGAGUAUGAGCACUGACCACCAUAACAAACAUUUUGUAGAAUGACUUCAUGAAAAUCUACUUUGCUUGUCAACAUGGGCCACUUCAACUUCGAGCAAGAAUGAUUGUCACGAGUCGAUGCUUCGUCUAUCCCACUGAACGAUGGGAGAACUCCCCCUGCCGCUGCUCCAAACUGCUCGCGUAGUGGCUCGCUGUUGCCUCCGUGAAGGCGGCGCUGAGCUUCCCCAUGUAACGCGCAGUCUCGACGCUUUACUGGACAAUUUCUCUGCCGACUGGACCAUCGUCACGGCCUACAAACGCACCGAAAGUCGUCGCUGUGUCCAAUACGUCGCGGCUCGUGAGAGGCUGGAGACUCAGGAUCCGUUCUACAAGCGAUGGCUGCUCAACCAAACGUCAGCGCUCGCUGCCAGUCGCAGAGACUUACCAACACUCCAGUGGCUGAUGGAGAGCUACUUGCCAUCGGAGCCAGUGGAGAACGUGGCAGUCUUAGCAGCUGCCAACGGCCACCUCGAGAUAUUGCAGUGGCUCUAUGAUUCUCAACGAGAACGAGUUCGCUUUGGAGACGUCGAGAUGUGUGGCGCGCUGGAAAACAAGCACGAAACUGUUGUUGCAUGGCUUCGAGAACAUGCAGUGCCACGAACAGAGUGUAGGGAAGAGGUGUUGCGGUCUGCUGUGAAGGCCGGGAACUUGGUCAUCGUGAAGUGGCUGUGCGAUGAGUUUGCAUUGGAUGCAACUGGCAUGUUGAAAUUUGCCAUCAAUGGUUGCCAUGAGGAAAUUGCAUGCUGGGUUAUCGAACGAUAUGAUGUGUUCGGGGUAAAACUAGAUUUGUAUUUCCCUGCAAAACAUGGCAAAUUGCCAUUUCUGACGUAUUUGGCUUUGCGGGAUAUGGCAACUGUUGAUGUUGGCACUCUUCUGGUUGCUGCUGCAAAUGGACACCUCGACGUCAUCCAGUGGCUGUACUGUGAAGAGGGCGUGGUGCUUACCGUCGAUGCGAUGAGAGAGGCAGCCCAGAACGGGUAUCUGGGUGUUGUACAAUGGCUCUUUAAUACAAGCAACAGCUUGUGCGAUUCCUCAGUGUUCGUCGGUGCCGCAGAAAAUGGUCAACUUGACGUACUUCAGUGGCUUCAGCCCCGAUGGUCUGGCAAUUGCGGUACUGUAGCGAUGGACUGGGCUGCUCGAGGUGGGCAUCUUGACGUAGUUAAAUGGUUGCACGAGCAUCGUAAGGAAGGGUGCUCUGAGAAGGCCAUGGAUGAGGCUGCAGCAAAUGGGCAUUUCGACGUUGUAAAGUGGCUGCACGAGCACCGAAGCGAAGGUUGCACGACUGUCGCGAUGGAUGGUGCAGCCGGUGCAGGUCAUUUUGAAGUUGUCAAGUGGUUGCAUGAAAACCGAAGCGAAGGUUGCUCGACGGUAGCAAUGAACAAUGCGGCCUGCAAUGGCUACUUCGACAUUGUUCGGUGGUUGCACUCUAACCGUAGUGAAGGCUGUACAUCUUCUGCAAUGGAUUGGGCGGCUCGAAAUGGCCAUCUCGAUAUCGUAAAAUGGCUGGGGGAGAACAGAUCGGAAGGCUGCACCGCAGCAGCUAUGAACAAAGCUGCACAAUACGGACAUCUGAAAGUCGUCAAGUGGCUACAUUCCCAUCGCAGUGAAGGUUGCACUACCUACGCGAUGGACAAGGCUGCUGCAGCCGGUCAUUUGGACGUUGUGAAGUGGCUCCACACUCACCGCAGUGAAGGUUGUACGAGAGUUGCAAUGAAACACGCGAUUGUCAACUCACGUUUCGACGUGGUGCUUUUCCUGCACCUGUAUCGCAAUGAGAGGUUCCAACUACCGACUAACACGACCAUACAUCUCCCGCUCGAGUUGCAGCAGUGGCUAGUCGCGAACUACGCUGAUGACGUCAGUGAAUGCCACUUCGAGGUGCCCAAACUCGACUGGCGCUGCUCGAACGACUUACUUGGACGCAAUGAACACGCACCACCAGCACUACAUGUGUCGUAUUGUAACCUCACGUGGUAGGAAUGACAUUGAGGAAGAGUAUCCAGCGAAAUGUUGCCAAUUCCUUGCUAUCCAGACUGGCUAAGUUGCAUUUUUUUCGACUGCCCCACUGAUCGAAGGAUACAAGUCGAGUUUUCGGUGCUCACCAGCGUCUGUGUUGUCAUCGACUUGGUGAUCCAGAGCUUCUUACCAGGCGAUGAUCUGCCGCAUGUGGUAAAUCACCUGAGCGGCUCUCUAGACUCCUCUGUCGACUGCACCGCUGUUGAUGUCUACGAAAGGACGGGUAGUGCGGUUGAUGCAAUGCGUCGCUGGACAUCAAGAUCCCGACGCAAUUGACGCGUUUUACUGUCGUUGGCUAUUCAGUGCUACCUCCGAGAUGACGGUGAGUAAAGAAGAUCUGGAAUCGCUCAGGUGGUUGUUACCCGAAAUGGAAACUUCCUACCAGAUGAACAUUCGAUCAAAACGGUGGCUGCAAAUGGACAGUUAAGCACAAUCGUAUAACACGGAGAUGUGUGGAGCACUGGUGAAUCACAAUAUUAAAGUGAUCGAGUGGCUUCAGAUCCAUGAGGUACCGAGAGCGCGUGCAAUGCCAAAAGUGGUAAAGUUGCUCCUCAAUGAGCACAACGCUUUACUCUUCAAUGCCUUAUUCGAAGCAGCGUUCCACCGCCAGACAUGGAUCGACCCCAGGAUCGCUGCGCAAUUGGUAUAAGCCAGCACAGGACGAAGUACCGGAGCUUGUCAAGUUCCUUCAUUUCCAUUCAAUUGGAUACGUGGGCGACUUAACGUUUCCGUCAGCGGCGGAGAAUGGUCACUUAAAGGUCGUAAAAUGGCUGCAUGCCGAGCUUGAUGCGAAGUUGACAUCAAAUGCAAUGGGGAAUGCAGCCCAGUAUGGUCAUCAGUAUGUGGUGAGGUGGCUUCGCAAACUGUGAGGGCCGUGACUAUGCCAGAUUAAUUUUGAAUGGCGACAACUCAACGGGUAGUGUAGCGAUUGCUUCUGCCCGCAAUGGUCAUCUUCAUGUCGUUAGGUGGUGGAUACACGAGCAUCAAACAUACCUAGCGUGUAGUGGCAUUCUAAUAGAUGACGCAGCAAAGUCGGAAGACCUGAUAUCGUACAGUUCUUACGUAAAAUCUACACGUCAAAUGCAAGAAUUGUGAUGGAC